Molecule: messenger RNA, 2808 nt
Organism: Paraglomus brasilianum
Lineage: Eukaryota; Fungi; Glomeromycota; Glomeromycetes; Paraglomerales; Paraglomeraceae
Source: the annotation of a GenBank genome assembly
AUGCAAUCCAUACUUUACGGUCGUAGUAAACCUCGCAGUUUUGCUCUUCGCUCAACCCGGAUAGCCAAGGGCUCUCCAAAAAAUGUUAUAGUAUUUGAGAACAUUGACAAUUCAAAUGACUCUGAUCCACAAUGCAAUGUAAAAUUAUUGACGGACACAGAAUUCGAAGACGGAGAUUUCAAAAUGCUCCUUUCCCGGCCUGUUUAUGCUAUCUUCCUCGCUAUAGUGACAGAAUGCGAACAUAUUGGAUACAUUCGUCCUGGAGAGUCGAUUCAUCGUAUACUUGAUGUUGAAUUUUUAUCUUUAACUAAUAAUGCAUGGGACAUUAAUCAAUCACCAUUGUAUGCUGAAGAGAACACUUCGUCCGGCACGCAUCCAUACAUGCACGUAAAGAAGUUGCUUUCCAACGGGCAUUUCUAUUUCUCUUCUGACUUUGAUUUAACGAGAAAUCUCCAGGAGAGAGCAGGAGAGCCUCAGGUCAAUAAAUAUCUAUUUCAGGAGGGCUAUCUUUGGAACAAAUUCAUGAUUAACGAGUUGCUAAGUUUCCGGGAGAAGCUUGAUGAAAAGGACAGAAAAGAAAUGGAUUUAUGUUGCUUUUUUAUUCUCGCCAUUCAAGGCUACAUUGGGCGAAAAGAAAUGACAAUAGGAGACGAAAAUGUAUCCUUGGCCGUAAUAUCCCGAAUAAGCUGCGAGCGUGCUGGAUCUCGACUGGCUACUCGGGGGAUUGAUGAUGACGGAAACGUUGCAAAUUUUAUCGAGACGGAAACCAUCUUGCAUACGGACAAGUGGACGUUAUCGUAUAUUCAAAUACGUGGAAGUGUUCCAGUAUUCUGGGAACAACAAGGACUUCAAGUCGUGUUUCACAAAAUGAUCAUAUCCAGAGGUCCUGAAGCCACCCAACCGGCAACUCAACGACAUUUCAAUAAGCUUACACGCUGUUAUGACCAAGUGCAUUGUAUAAACCUCCUUUCCCAGAAAGAAGGGGAAGCCUUGCUUAGUAAAGAAUACAGUAAUCGCGUAAAAGAGUUAGACCAAAUAGAUGGCCAAGUAUCAUACACGCAUUUUGACUUUUAUGCGAUGUGCAAGAAUGGAAGUAUUGAGAGCGCAUCAUUGCUCAUAAGAGACAUAAGGCAUUAUUUGGAUGAAUUCGAAUAUUUCGUAUGGGAUCAAGAAAUAUGUGCACCAUCCUCAAUACAGAAUGGAGUGUUUAGGACCAAUUGUCUCAGUUGCUUGGACAGAACGAAUAUAAUUCAAACUUUAAUAUCUCGCACAAUAUUACAAACAUAUUUGCGACAGAAACUCAAUGCUAGCCAAUUUGAAACGGAGCUCUUACUUGGACACCAUGGGCAGUUGUGGAUAGAGAAUGGUGACAGCAUAUCCCAGAUCUCUGCUGGAACAGGAGCGUUGAAAUCUGACAUAACAAAGAGCGGCAAACUUACUUUUGCUGGCAUUGUCAAUGACGCAACAAAAAGCGCGACCCGAUUUUACAUUGGUAAUUUUCAUGAUAAGUUUAAGCAGGAAGUUAUUGACAUGCUACUUGGGAAGUCGGUCAAUCAGAAAUCAAUUGUAAUUCAUGAUCCCAUUCGUAGACUGGUUAUGAGAGAUUUACAAGAUAGACUUCACGAUUUCUCAGAAAAGCUAAAUAUAAAUGUGUUCGUCGGAACUUAUAAUUUAAACGGAGUUUUACCCAACGGAGAAUCUUUAGAACCAUGGCUGUUGGGCCUCGAGUGUGAUCCGGAAUUGUAUAUUAUUGGAUUUCAGGAAAUUGUUGAACUGAAACCACAACAGAUCGUGUCGGCUGAUCCAGAAAAAUUGCGCAUUUGGGUCAAACAUAUUGGUAAAACACUAAAUGAAAGGCCUCAGGGAAAGAAAUAUGUUUUAUUACGAUCGAGCCAACUUGUGGGGACAGCACUGGUGGUGUAUGCAAGGGCUGAUGUACUUCCUGCAGUACGGAAUAUUGAAGCAUCUAUGAAAAAGACAGGUCUUGGUGGAAUGGCCGGUAACAAAGGUGCAGUUGCCAUUCGCUUGGAUUACUACGACACUAGUCUGUGUUUCGUCACUGCGCAUUUAUUUUCUGGCCAUUUGAACUAUAUAGAGCGGAAUAAUGAUUAUAAUACAAUUAGCAAAGGACUAUGGUUCACAAGGGGCAGACUUCUCGAUCAUCACGAAAAUGUCAUUUGGUUAGGUGAUUUAAAUUAUCGUAUUGAUUUACCGGACGAGCUGCUGAAAAAUCAACAAGCAUCUAAAGCAGUGUUUGCUGAUUUCAAAGAAGGAGAGAUCACUUUCAUGCCUACUUACAAAUACGACAACGGAACCGACAAUUACGACACAAGCGAGAAGAAUCGCAUACCAGCCUGGACAGACAGAAUUUUAUUCCGUGGAGAGAAUAUACAAUUGAAACGAUAUUCGCGCGCUGAGAUACGUAUUUCCGACCAUAGACCCGUGUUGGCAUUAUUCAACGUUGAGAUUACCAAAUAUGACGAAUUGGCUAAGGAGCGGAUAAAAGAAGAACUGUACACAAAGAAGAAGUUAACCGCUGAGGUCAUUGAAACUGAAGUCACGCAAAUAGUAGCUGAAGAGGAAUCCGAGUUAUUGGCGAUUUCCGAAGAAGUCAGGACAAAUUUUUUAGACCCUUGUGAUGUUGCCACUAGCUCGGCGAGUAAAGGUGAUGUUGCUGAAGCGACAAUUACUACAACAAAGUUGGUGGACAAUGCAGAGUCUCCCCAAAGCGAGUUGUAUGAAUCAAUACUUGUUGACGUGCUUCCAACGGAAAAUAAGCAAGACUCCGUUACGUGUAAAAAGGAAUGA